UCGAAUGUUCGUGCAACGAUCGAAAACCCAAUCAAAACCCUAACUCUACUACCUCGACAUUUUUCUAUUCCAGCGAAUUUGAAGUGCCUAAAGUCGAAAUUCAUUUGAAUUGGAUCUUGAGCUAUGCAGCUCACUCUCGAAUUCGGUGGUGGACUUGAACUUCUAUGUGAUUCGGUCAAGAUCCAUAACGUGAAUGUUGAGCCACAAGGUGAAGAAAAGAAGAUAACCGUAAAGCACUUGCUCUCGUGGAUCCGUACGAAUUUGAUUAAGGAAAGACCGGAAAUGUUUAUGAAAGGAGAUACAGUGAGACCUGGAGUUCUAGUCCUCAUAAAUGACUGCGAUUGGGAACUAAGCGGGCAGCUUGAGACGGUACUGGAAGAGAAGGAUGUUGUAGUUUUCAUCUCAACAUUACAUGGUGGCUAGGAUCUAUAUAAGCAAUUCUGUAUUACGUGGUGUAAAACAUCUAAAUGCUAAGCUCAAUCCUUUGCUUGUGAUGAAUGCUAAUCUGAUAUAUAUUUAAACCCAGAAGAAGUUAAUCUCUCUUCCUUGCA
Messenger RNA from Salvia hispanica, 551 nucleotides. Its product is annotated as ubiquitin-related modifier 1 homolog 1-like. Gene Ontology annotation, biological process: tRNA thio-modification. NCBI's taxonomy places the organism in Eukaryota, Viridiplantae, Streptophyta, Magnoliopsida, Lamiales, Lamiaceae. Gene Ontology annotation, cellular component: cytoplasm. The record is from RefSeq and is a predicted model, not a curated record.